Rhopilema esculentum is the source of this 3514-nucleotide messenger RNA. RefSeq names its product dolichyl-diphosphooligosaccharide--protein glycosyltransferase subunit STT3B. The record is from RefSeq and is a predicted model, not a curated record. Lineage: Eukaryota; Metazoa; Cnidaria; Scyphozoa; Rhizostomeae; Rhizostomatidae. Gene Ontology annotation, molecular function: dolichyl-diphosphooligosaccharide-protein glycotransferase activity. Gene Ontology annotation, biological process: post-translational protein modification. Gene Ontology annotation, cellular component: membrane.
UUGCAUGCCUUUAUCAUAAAGCCAAUAUGGAGGCGGUUGCAGACGAAGGACAGCAGUCCACAAAGAAGAAUAGGGUCCACGGUGUUCAGUCACUACUGUCUUUUCUUAUACUGUUUGCUGCUUGGUUGGUUGGAUUCUCUAGUCGUCUCUUCGCUGUUGUAAGAUUUGAAAGUAUUAUUCACGAGUUCGACCCUUGGUUUAAUUAUAGAUCAACUCAUUACUUAGUUGAAAAUGGCUACUAUAGUUUCCUUAAUUGGUUUGAUGAGAGAGCGUGGUAUCCACUUGGUAGGAUUGUUGGAGGGACAGUAUAUCCAGGUCUUAUGCUCACAGCAGGAGCCUUACACUGGAUACUGAACACUUUGCAUUUUACUGUUCACAUCAGAGAUGUCUGUGUGUUUUUAGCACCAUUAUUCAGUGGCCUCACUGCCAUAGCAACGUAUUUGCUCACCAAAGAGCUCUGGAAUGAUCGUGCUGGUCUUCUUGCUGCUUGUUUUAUUGCUAUUGCCCCUGGUUACAUUUCAAGGUCAGUUGCUGGUUCAUAUGACAAUGAAGGCAUUGCCAUUUUUGCUCUCCAGUUCACAUAUUUCUUAUGGGUAAGAGCUGUAAAGAGAGGCUCAGUAUUUUGGGCUGCAAUGGCUGCAUUGUCAUAUUUUUACAUGGUUUCAGCCUGGGGUGGCUAUGUGUUCAUUAUCAAUCUGAUCCCUCUUCAUGUGUUUGUCUUGAUUCUGAUGGGGCGAUUUUCUAACAAAAUUUACACAGCAUAUAGUGUCUUUUUUAUGGUUGGUUUGUUGUGCUCAAUGCAAGUUCCCUUUGUUGGUUUCCAACCUGUCAGGACAAGUGAACACAUGGCUGCUGCUGGUGUCUUCUGCCUUAUUCAAGCAUACGCUUUUAUCAAGUAUUUGAGAGAUCACAUGAGCAAGGCGGAAUUCAAACAUCUUUUCAAUUUGGCUAUUGUUGGAUUUGCUGGUUUGGUGUUUUUAGCUGUCAUCGCUUUGACUUAUAUGGGCUACAUUGCUCCUUGGAGUGGCAGGUUUUAUUCCCUGUUUGACACCGGGUAUGCAAAGAUACAUAUACCAAUCAUCGCUUCUGUCUCAGAACAUCAGCCGACAACUUGGGUCUCGUUUUUCUUCGACCUCCAUGUUCUAAUUUGUGCCUUUCCAUAUGGUGUGUAUAUCUGUGUCAAAAAGGUCAACAACGAAAGAGUUUUUGUGGUACUGUACGCUGUUUCUGCGGUGUAUUUCGCCGGUGUUAUGGUUCGUUUGAUGCUCACAUUGACGCCAGUUGUAUGCAUCCUUUCUGCUAUCGCAUUUUCUUCCACUUUUGAUAUCUACCUGGAUGACAGAGAAUCCUUCGCCACUGUCGAAGAAGACACUACAACGUCUUCAAAACGACCCAUCAUUCCUGAUAUCGGUAAGAAGAAGAAAAAAGAGAAGGAAAAAGAAAAGGACAGAGAUAUGAGUGCCAUGCUCCUUAGCUCUUCACAGCAGCAGCAUGAGAAAUCUCCCGUCGAAUCAGAAGCCGGUCGAAGUAACCAGCCUGAAGAUAACGCAAUAGGCUCUCACUUGAAGACCAUAACUGUGAUGUUCUUGCUGAUUUUGCUCAUGUUGUUUGCGAUUCACUGCACCUGGGUUACAAGCAAUGCAUACUCAAGUCCCUCAAUUGUGCUUGCUUCUACAAAUUAUGAUGGGAGUCGCAACAUUUUAGAUGAUUUCCGAGAGGCUUAUUUUUGGUUGAGGCAAAACACGGAUGAGAGUUCAAGGGUGAUGUCCUGGUGGGAUUACGGUUACCAAAUUGCAGGCAUGGCCAAUCGGACAACGAUGGUGGAUAAUAAUACUUGGAACAACAGCCACAUUGCUCUGGUUGGAAAGGCAAUGUCAUCGAAUGAAACUGCGGCAUACGAAAUCAUGCGCUCAUUGAAUGUUGAUUAUGUGUUGGUUAUUUUUGGCGGGGUGAUUGGUUAUUCUGGCGAUGAUAUCAACAAAUUCCUCUGGAUGGUGAGAAUUGCGGAAGGAGAACAUCCGAAAGACAUUAAGGAAUCAGACUAUUUCACCCCACAAGGCGAAUUCCGUGUCGACAGAAGUGGUUCACCAACACUAUUAAACUGCUUAAUGUACAAGUUAUGUUACUAUAGAUUCGGUGAAAUGCAGCUUGAUUUCAGAGCACCCUCUGGUUACGAUCGUACACGAAAUGCUGAAAUCGGUAAUAAAAACAUAAAGCUAACACAUUUGGAAGAGGCUUACACCACAGAGCACUGGCUCGUGCGAAUUUACCGAGUAAAGCCUCUAGAUAACAGGCCAAAGGGUAGUGUUGCUGUGAAGAAAGGGUCAAAGGCGAAAUCGAAGUCAUCCUAUUCCAGCUACAAGGGGCGCUAUGGCAAGUCGGGUUACAUCAAGAACAAGACAAUCGUCAAGUUAGGCAAGCGCUUGAAGAAAAGGAAGUCAAAAAAGUCCCGCAAAGCAAAGGCUUAAUAUAGCUUGCGUCAUCAAGAUUAAAUGAAGGACUAAGGCGAGGGUCUUCUUUUCUAGAUGUAGAUGCUUUUAAUUUUUUUUCUUUAGAUUCGCUCUAUCAAUUAAUACGAAAAGUUUUCCUUGGUAACAAUCGCUCCUUUUCUGCCUGCGAGACCCAGCCCUGAUCACGAUAAAUUUAUAGCAUUUCAAAGCGUACGUAUUUUUUGUGCGAAGCUGAAAUUUGCCUAAAAUUGCAAAACAUUGAAGAAAGAUGAAUAGGCUGAGAAAGUCCAAUAAACAAUUGGUUCGUUUAGCAUGUGCGUUUCGAUAUUUUCCUCUAUUCUAUUACAGCCGGCAUGUUUUUAAAGACUAGUCUUUUUUCAGUCUAUCAUCUAAAUGAAUAAAAUGUGCCUUUAUCAUCUUUGUAUUAGGUAGUAUUGAAAUAAAGUGUUUUCUCCUCAACUACAAAUUUGUCACAUUUAUACCAUGACUUAGUCUCUAGUAUAAUUUAUAUCUUUGAAUUUCGCUCUUUUGCAAUUGGGAUUGUUAAUGAUCAGUGCUGCACAGAAAUCGUAACUUAGAUAAGUCCUUUAAUUAGACUCGAGGCAGUGUAACUUUUGAUACCUCCUACUAAAAUGUUAUGCAUAUGAUUAACUUCAGGCACUUAGUAAACUUGAGGUAAGCUGUUCGUGCUACAUUUUCCUAGCUCAGUCUUGGCAAUACAAAGCUACAGCGUUACCCAUAUUUGCCCAAAGACUCGGUCGAGGGGUUUAGCGACAAUAGUUGCCAACUGGAGGUCCCUGAAACAUGAAAGGCUGCCCUCGCUUCUUUUUAAUUCAUUGAUUUAGAUUUUUAGAAAAUGAGAUCAUAAAAACCUAUUGUGGGUGAUCUAAAGUUUAUCAAAAGAGUAAAAUUUCUUUCUUUAAUUUUACCAAUGAUAUAAGUGAGCUAAAUAUUGCAUACAUCUAGUAAUUUCUUGAGUCGAUUCGCAAAUAAUUCAGUGGUAAGUUUCUUGGUAAAGAUUUUCUUAUAAUUUAGAUACCAGUUAUGAGAAAAUUGUGACAAUU